CCUACCACUUGCCACGAUAUCAAUGGCUACCAAUUCCAAAGCCUCUGAUGACAGCAGUUCUACUGCUAGCACUACCGCACCUCCCUCGUACUAUGGCUCGAUCUCAGCAAAUCCCAUUCAAUACAGUCAAUCAUUCAUAUUUUCCUUUCGUCGCAUGAAGCAGAAACGUGCAGCUGUUCUAUCCCGCAUCCGUGAUAUUGUCUUAGCCCCUGAUUUCACCCCUUCUUCUUUGACCUCAAAUGUCAAUGCCUGCGCUGCUGCUCUUCCAGCUGCCGAGCUCUCCAACAUCCUGACACAACUCAAUAUUGAGGGCCACACAGCACUGUAUUGGGCAAUUGUGAAUAAUCGGCCAGAAGCCUUUUGGGCACUCGAAGAAUUGACUUCCUGGUAUCCCUCUGAUUGCACGUACGACUUGCGCAUUGCAUGCACGAUAACUAGCGACCAUGAAAUGUUUACGCAACUAUAUCUUGGAGGUCGAGCGCGCGAAGACAGGCUUUUGACAGGCUUUUUAAGUUGCCCGCCAGAUGAGAUUCAGGUACAUACAUGCGAUGAACUCGCCAACCAGUUCAACGUUGUUUUGCGAAUCAGGAUGUUCCAAAAACGUCUGCGCACUACUAAACACUGCUACAACGAAUUUGUUGCAGGGGGACGCAUAUGGUGGUUGCGCUUCAGGAUGUCUACUGAUGGAAUAUGGCACGCCCGGAUUGGUCUUUGUCGGCUUAGCCCUCCAGCGCGUCUUAACGCUGUACUUUUAAUCGAGGCACACAGCCGGAAAUUUAGCCGUGCAACCCCACCUGAAGCGCUGAAAAUCACAUUAUCAUUGACAGACACAAAGUUUCUGGCCCUUGCACCUUGGCAGUAG
Suillus subalutaceus is the source of this 862-nucleotide messenger RNA. RefSeq lists its product as uncharacterized. The record is from RefSeq and is a predicted model, not a curated record. The transcript is spliced from 3 exons. Bases 23 to 862 code for a protein of 279 amino acids. Lineage: Eukaryota; Fungi; Basidiomycota; Agaricomycetes; Boletales; Suillaceae.